This is a messenger RNA of Eptesicus fuscus (big brown bat), 990 nucleotides long. RefSeq names its product transmembrane protein 255B (gene TMEM255B). The record is from RefSeq and is a predicted model, not a curated record. The transcript has 9 exons. Bases 1 to 990 code for a protein of 329 amino acids. Lineage: Eukaryota; Metazoa; Chordata; Mammalia; Chiroptera; Vespertilionidae.
AUGCAGCCGCCCGCGCUGCCGGUGCCCGGGCCCCUGGCCCUGCUGGACACGACAGAAGGGUUUGGGAGAAGAAAGAAGACUUCCCUUUGGUUUGUGGGGUCUCUGCUUGUGGUGUCUGUCUUCAUCCUGACCAUCGGCCUCGCUGCCACCACCAGGACGGAGAAUGUGACCGUGGGGGGCUACUACCCAGGGAUCAUUCUGGGCUUCGGAUCUUUCUUAGGAAUUAUUGGCAUCAACCUUGUGGAGAAUCGAAGGCAAAUGCUGGUGGCAGCCAUUGUGUUUAUCAGCUUCGGCGUGGUGGCCGCCUUCUGCUGUGCCGUCGUGGACGGCGUGUUUGCCGCUCGGCACAUAGAGACAAGACCCCUCACCACGGGAAGAUGCCAGUUCUACUCCAGUGGGGUGGGAUACUUGCCCGACGUCUACCAGACGGAGGUCACCUGUCACUCCCUGAAUGGCAAGUGCCAGCUGAAGGUGAAGAGCAACACCUGCUAUUGCUGUGACCUCUACAACUGCCAAAGCGCCGAGUACUCUCCCACCUACUAUGAGUUCGUGGGCGUGAGCGGCUGUCAGGAUGUGCUCCACCUCUACCGGCUGCUCUGGGCCUCGACGGUACUCAACGUCCUGGGCCUGUUCCUGGGCAUCGUCACGGCCGCGGUGCUGGGGGCCUUCAAGGACAUGGUCCCUCUGUCCCAGCUGGCCUAUAGACCCUCUGCUCCACCUCAGAUCCUCUACAACCCCGCCCAGCAGAUCCUGGCCUACUCCGGCUUCUGCCCAGCACCAGCAACCCUCCCCACCUGCUCGUCCUACCCUCUGCCUCUCCAGCCGUCCAGCAGCUUCCCAGCCUCGUCCUCCACUGACCUCUCUCUGUCCGAGGACACGCAGCCUCCGUCCCAGUCCAGCUCCAGCUUCGGGCUCCCGCCCAACGCCCCGCCUCUCUAUGCUCCAGCCCCUUUCCUCCCCGGGGAGAAGCCUCCCCCCUACGCACCCUGA